AUGGUUCAGAUCGCGAGGAGGAAGAAGGGACGACCGUCGAAGGCGGAUCUGGCACGCCGUUCCGACGAGUCUCCGGCCGCCUCGUUGCAGCCCGAUCUCCGGCGAAGCCACCGGCGCCGGAGCGUAAGGUACAACAUCAUCGACUACGACGGAGACUACCUCGACGACGAGGAGGACGAGAGAAAGCGGGAGAAGAAGAAGCUCAAGCUCAUGGCAAAGCUGAACCAGGACGGUGAAGAAGAAGAGCGUGAAGAAGAAAUCGAGACGACGCCGGGCCGCACUCAUGCUGAUGCACCAGUGGAAGAAUACGAAGACAAGGAAACAGAACAAGAGGAAGAGAACGAAAACGAACAAGAGGAAGAACACGAAGAAGAUGAAGCCGGUGUGGUAAAGGGCAGAAAAGUGGAAUCGAAAGGGCUCCACUCUGUUUCUGUUUCAGGAACUCCGGUGAUUCUUCCAUCUGGGAUUCCGUUGCCUGAUAAGAGGACCCUGGAAUUGAUCCUUGACAAACUUCAGAAGAAGGACACUUAUGGUGUGUUUGCGGAGCCUGUUGAUCCAGAAGAGCUUCCUGAUUAUCAUGAUGUGAUAGACCAUCCCAUGGACUUUGCCACUGUGAGGAACAAGUUGGGAGCUGGAUCUUAUACUACCUUAGAACAAUUUGAGAGUGAUAUAUUUUUAAUUUGCUCAAACGCAAUGCAAUACAAUGCAGCGGAUACUAUAUACCACAAACAGGCUCGAUCAAUACAAGAACUUGGACGGAAGAAGUUUGAGAAGUUAAGAAUUGGAUUUGAACGCUCUCAGAUGGAGCAGAAAUCAGAACAAAAAGCAGGAUCCAAUUAUUUGGUUAAGAAGCAACCGAAGAAGCCACUGGUACGUGCCUCACAGGAACUUGUUGGCUCUGAUUUCACUUCUGGAGCAACUCUUGCUACUAUUAUAGAUGUACAUCCAACUUCCCAUCCGAUGCAAGGUGGUAGAUGUGAGAGGCCUGGCAAUAUUGAUAGUAUUUUGGAGGCAAAUCCUUUCUGGAUUGAUGCAAAUCAAGAGAAAGCUGAAGAUGUUUUAUCAGGGAAAGGCCUUCUCUCUAAGUGGGGAAGGAAGUCUGUUGUGCUUGAUGAAAGUCGGCGUGCAUCUUAUAACAUGUCCAAUCAACCAAUUGGACGAUCAGAAUCAAUAUUUAUGACUUUUGACAGUGAAAUGAAGCAGCUGGUUACUGUGGGACUUCAUGCAGAAUAUUCAUAUGCUAGGAGUUUGGCUCGUUUUAGUGCAUCUCUAGGACCUAUUGCUUGGAAAAUUGCUUCCCACAGGAUUCAGCAUGCACUGCCACCUGGCUUUAAAUAUGGUCGUGGCUGGGUUGGAGAGUAUGAACAGCUUCCAACCCCAAUAUUAAUGGUUAAUAAUCGUGACCAAAAAGGAACUAGUUUGGUCAUGAAGUUGCAUUCAACUAUUGAAUUACCACAGGGUGACAAAAAUUGUAAGAAUGUGGAACCAAGCAUUGAACAUCCUGUUAAUGGACAGAUGCUUGAGGGAAAUCAUCCUUUGAGGCCUGAUUCCGAAGGAAAACCUUUCUUUGGUUCCGCUGGAGUGAGACUCAGUGCUCCUGCCAACAUCCUAAAUCAGGAGCAGAACACCCAAUCCAGGAAAGUAGGCAAGUCUGAGAGUAAGGGUUUGAAACAAGUGGAGUUGAGUUCUUUACCCUCAAGUAAGCAGAAUAAUAAUGGUCUGGUUGCAAAGUUUACAAGUAACACUCCUGCAGCAGAGUCCAAGACCAGAGAGAUGGUGCUAGGAAACAUGUUCAAGCAUCCAGAUACUAAUGGAAAAAUCAUGAAUACAAGUUUGAACAGACAGGUUACUGGUCCAUCACCCGAAAGUACCUCAAACCAAUCAAGCAGGGCAAGUCCUGUUGUCCAUGAGCAGGAGCUGGGUAUUAGUGACCCUGUUCAGUUGAUGGGAAAGUUUUCUGAAAGGGCUCAAAAGCAACAGAAUUCCAAUCAUUCGCUUGUUGAUACUCCACCAGUGACAUUAUCUGAUCCAUCUGGACAGAGAGAUGACUUAGGCAAUGCUUCAGCAGCAGCAGCCCGAGCAUGGAUGUCUGUUGGGGCAGGAGGGUUUAAACAAGGACCGGAUAAUUCUAGUUCACCCAAAAAUCAGAUAACUGCAGAUUCUUUGUACAACUCAACAAGAGAGUUCCAUCAGCAUAUUUCAAGAAUUCGAGGGGAGUUUCCCUCUGGUGGAAUGCCUUUCCAACCAUUUCAAGCACUUGCUCCUCAACCUAGUCACACAGGCACUGUUUUACAGUUUCCCAACCGGCCUAUGGUUUUCCCUCAGUUGGCAUCUGCUGACCAAUCUAGAUUUCAGACACAGUCCCCUUGGCGAGGUCUAAGUCCCCGUGGCCAGUCAAGGCAGAAACAGGAAACCCUUCCACCUGACUUGAAUAUUGGUUUUCAAUCUCCAGGCUCACCUGCAAAACAAUCUUCUGGUGUCCUUGUUGACUCACAACAACCAGACUUAGCUCUGCAACUAUGA
Molecule: messenger RNA, 2523 nt
Organism: Sphenostylis stenocarpa
Lineage: Eukaryota; Viridiplantae; Streptophyta; Magnoliopsida; Fabales; Fabaceae
Source: the annotation of a GenBank genome assembly